GAUGCUGGUGGCCUGAUGGUUGGAGCUGUUUGUAAAUUGCAGCUUAUAAGGCGCGGCUUUUAAUCAGGGACCGUCCAGGCUUGGGGGCGCGGCUGGACCACCAUGGCCCUCCUGGGGGCCACCCCGCGGCUGGUGCUGCUGUUCAGCGGGAAGAGGAAAUCCGGGAAGGACUUCGUGACCGAUGCGCUCCAGAGCAGACUUGGAGCUGAUGUCUCUGCCAUUCUGCGCCUCUCAGGUCCACUCAAGGAACAGUAUGCCCAGGAGCACAACUUGGAUUUCCAGAGACUUCUGGAUGCUACCACCUACAAGGAGACGUACCGGCAGGAUAUGAUCCGCUGGGGAGAAGAGAAACGGCAGGCUGACCCUGGCUUCUUCUGCAGGAAGGUGGUGGAAGGCAUCUCCCAGCCUGUGUGGCUGGUGAGUGACGCACGGAGGUUAUCAGACAUCCAGUGGUUCCUGGAGGCCUAUGGGCCACUGACACAGACUGUGCGAGUGGUGGCGACUGAGAAGAGCCGGCAGCAGCGAGGCUGGGUAUUCACGCCAGGGGUAGAUGACGCCGAAUCAGAAUGUGGCCUGGACAACUUUGGGACCUUCGACUGGGUCAUCGAGAACCAUGGGGACGAGCAGCACCUGGAGGAACAGCUGAGGCACUUGACGGAAUUUGUCCAGCGUGUGAUCGUGGAGUCCUAAGAUCCACAGGGCAGCAGGAGAGGUGGUGGAAGCUGGCCGAGUUGGGGUGCGGUUAAGAGGCCUGACUCUGAACUCAGGGGGCUAGCAGACAACAUCUGACAAGUACUAAUCAGAAGACUAUGAAGAAGACUGUGAUUGCUCUAGCACAGAUGGUGUUGGUCAAGCUGGGCCUGAGGGGACUCGCCUGGCUGCCUUCUCUCCCCUGUUCUGGCUAUGAGCUCAACUUCCAGUGUGGGUGCUAAUAAACCUGGACACACUCAA
Suncus etruscus (white-toothed pygmy shrew) is the source of this 951-nucleotide messenger RNA. It is a transcript of the gene PMVK, whose product is annotated as phosphomevalonate kinase. Gene Ontology annotation, cellular component: cytoplasm. The transcript is spliced from 5 exons. The record is from RefSeq and is a predicted model, not a curated record. Bases 103 to 690 code for a protein of 195 amino acids. Gene Ontology annotation, molecular function: phosphomevalonate kinase activity. Lineage: Eukaryota; Metazoa; Chordata; Mammalia; Eulipotyphla; Soricidae. Gene Ontology annotation, biological process: cholesterol biosynthetic process; isopentenyl diphosphate biosynthetic process, mevalonate pathway.